GUUGCGGGUAACACCAACACGCAAUCUUCAUCGCGAAAGCGCCACAGGUUCUUCGAUAAUCGGAUGAUGUGAACACCCUGACCGCAGAGACCAGACCGGCUGGGAGUGAAGAAGCAGGACUAACUCUGUGCCUGUUCCUCACGCUGGCCAUCAAAUGACCAAGUUCUGAAAAGUCGAUCCGUCGUGCUGUCUAUGCGGGGUUUUUUUAAACUCGGGACGUCGAAAUAACAUCAUGACUGUCUUGUCCUCCUCCUCCAAUCUCCUGCUCCUUCUCCUCAUGUCCUCCCUGGAUUGGCUGUCCACUCCGGGAUCUGCUUUUUUCAUGGGCCGGCACCGCGUGAUGUCACCAGCUCCCCUUGAACCUCACAUCACAGACUGCAUAUCGAGAGACCAGGCAACAUUCCAGUGUUGGUGGAGUCCGGGCAACUUCCACAACCUGUCCUCCCCUGGAGCGCUCAGACUCUUCUACAUUAAGAAAGACUCGCCCGCCAGUGAAUGGAAAGAGUGUCCAGAGUAUGUUCACUCAAAUCAGGAGUGCUUCUUCGAUAACGCCCACACGUCCAUUUGGAUCCCCUACUGCAUGCAGCUUCGCAGCCAAAACAACAUCACCUAUUACAACGAGGAAGACUGUUUCACCGUGGAGAACAUCGUGCGCCCUGACCCACCAGUGUCUCUAAACUGGACCCUGCUCAAUAUAAGUCCCUCUGGGCUAAACUAUGAUGUCAUGGUCAACUGGGAGGCCCCACCCUCUGCAGACGUCGGGGCAGGCUGGAUGCGCAUUGAGUACGAGAUCCAGUACAAAGCAAUAAAUACCACAAAAUGGGAAGCAUUGGAGAUGCAGCCGCAAACCCAGCAGACAAUCUUCGGUCUGCACAUAGGAAAAGAGUAUGAAGUGCACAUCCGCUGCAGGAUGCAGGCCUUCACGAAGUUUGGAGAGUUCAGCGACUCCAUCUUCAUUCAAGUGACGGAAGUUCCCAUCAACGAGUAUACUUUCCCGCUCACCCUCGUUCUCGUUUUUGGGAUUGUGGGCAUCCUCUUACUCGGCAUGCUUAUUGUCAUCUCUCAGCAGCACAGAUUGAUGAUGAUUCUGUUGCCGCCGGUUCCUGCACCCAAAAUUAAAGGCAUCGAUCCAGAGCUGUUAAAGAAAGGGAAGCUGGACGAGCUGAAUUUGAUCCUGAGUGGUGGAGGCAUGGGUGGCCUACCCACUUAUGCAACCAAUUUCUACCAAGACGAGCCAUGUGUGGAGUUCAUCGAGGUGGCUGUGGAGGAUGCAGACACUGGGGAGAAGGAGGACAACCAGGGAUCAGACACCCAGAAGCUCCUGGACCUAUCCCAACCCGUCAGCCAGCACAUGAACAUUGGGUUCUCCAAUGUCGUCAGCUUCCCGGAUGAUGACUCAGGCCGGGCCAGCUGUUAUGACCCGGAUCUGCCCGACCAGGACACCCUAUUGCUGAUGGCCACCCUGCUGCCGGGCCAACCCGAGGUCGGGAAAAGAGCCAUGGCUGCAGAGAGAGGCGCGAGGCCCCUCGUCCAUACCCAAACCGAAGGGCCCCAGACUUGGGUCAACACAGACUUCUACGCCCAAGUCAGCAACGUGAUGCCCACCGGGGGCGUGGUGCUGUCCCCCGGCCAGCAACUCAGAAUCCAGGAGAGCACCUCUGGCGCAGAGGAGGAGACGCAGAAGAAGGAAAAAGAGCAUACAGGCGGCGAGGACAGUGAGGAAGAUAAGGAGAAGGAGCUGCAGUUUCAGCUGCUGGUAGUGGAUUGUGAAGGGGGCCGGUACGCCGCAGAGGGCAACGCCUGGCAGAUUGGCGGUCCCCAUAGCGCCCCAAUGCCGGGCGAAGGUUAUCAAACCAUAUUCCCUCAGCCAGCGGAGACCACUCCUGCGGCCACGGCAGAGGGCAGCCAAUCCCCUUACAUUCUUCCUGACUCUCCUCAAUCCCAGUUCUUUGCCCGAGUUGCGGACUACACUGUGGUGCAGGAAGUGGACAGUCAGCACAGUCUGCUCCUCAACCCGCCUCCCCGCCAGUCUCCCCCUCCCUGCCUGCCACAGCACCCACUCAAAGCCCUACCCGCCAUGCCCGUGGGGUACAUCACCCCAGACCUGCUGGGGAACCUCUCUCCGUGA
Cyclopterus lumpus (lumpfish) is the source of this 2128-nucleotide messenger RNA. It is a transcript of the gene ghra, whose product is annotated as growth hormone receptor a. Lineage: Eukaryota; Metazoa; Chordata; Actinopteri; Perciformes; Cyclopteridae. Gene Ontology annotation, cellular component: external side of plasma membrane. Gene Ontology annotation, molecular function: protein binding; cytokine receptor activity. The record is from RefSeq and is a predicted model, not a curated record. The transcript is spliced from 10 exons. Gene Ontology annotation, biological process: cytokine-mediated signaling pathway. Bases 233 to 2128 code for a protein of 631 amino acids.